Messenger RNA from Eleginops maclovinus (Patagonian blennie), 4835 nucleotides. It is a transcript of the gene phf1, whose product is annotated as PHD finger protein 1. The transcript is spliced from 15 exons. Gene Ontology annotation, cellular component: nucleus. The coding region runs from base 562 to 2253 and encodes 563 amino acids. Gene Ontology annotation, biological process: regulation of DNA-templated transcription; chromatin organization. Gene Ontology annotation, molecular function: DNA binding; chromatin binding. NCBI's taxonomy places the organism in Eukaryota, Metazoa, Chordata, Actinopteri, Perciformes, Eleginopidae. The record is from RefSeq and is a predicted model, not a curated record.
GGUAAGUGGCGUACGCACUUCUAGCCCCUAAGUUGCCCUAUAACCUCUGGUUUUCCCGUAACAAGAAGACAAUGUCAACAAACUUUUAGUUGGUUCGACGAGAGUUUGCUUCAGGAUAUUUCCCUUUGCGAUCGUUAUUAACAUAAACAAUAAUUCGUCUUUAAAGGAAUACAGAGACACUUCUUCUGGCUACCAACGUAACGUCGAGUGCGGGUGGGUCAUUGCGCAUGCGUAGAACCGAGUGCUCCCUGACGCGCAACUUGGAAAGUUAUUUCGCCCGUCUUUUAUAAAAACUCUCCCCGAAACCGAUAUUAUUUUACCAGAAAAAAAACAACACACCGUAGAGAGAUGAUAUUUGUUUAAACUACCCUACCUGUCAGUGAGGAUGUCCAGCACUCUGCCCGGGGAGGUGAAGGAUCGAUAGGUGGAGAGGAAGAUUGUGAUGAAGGAGGAGUCUCCGAAAGAAAAGGAGUGAAGGAGGUGGAGCACCAGCUUCUCUUCUGUCCCUGCUUUUACACACUGGGAGCGAGAAACCGCUGACUGGAGGAAGAAAUAAUAAAGAUGGGGGGAGUAAGUGAAGGAGAUGAUGUGUUGGCUCGAUGGAGUGAUGGACUACUGUACCUCGGCAAUGUGAAAAGAGUAGAUGGAGUCAAGCAAUGUUGUCUGGUGAGAUUCGAGGACAACUCGGAGUUCUGGGUGCUGAGAAAGGACAUUCACUCGUUCGCUGCUGGAGUGGAAGAAGUUUGCUGUAUUUGUGACGCUCCGCCUCUUAAAGAACCCCUCAUAAAUUGUCUUAAAUGUCGCCACGGUUAUCAUCCAGAGUGCCACACGCCAACCAUCGAACCGGAAGCUGAAAGCGAUUCGUGGAUAUGUCGGCAAUGUGUCUUUGCAGUUGCAACCAAGAGAGGCGGGGCGCUCAAACGGGGACGUUUCGCCCGGCUCAUGCAAUUUAUGAAACUCCGACUUCCCUACCAGCUGUCGUCUUUAGACUGGGACCAGCAGCAUCUGACCAAUCAGCAACAGUGCUACUGCUACUGUGCCGGACCUGGAGAGUGGAACCUGAAGAUGUUACAGUGUGGAAGCUGUGGUCAGUGGUUCCACGAGGCCUGCACACAGUGUCUGACCAAGCCGCUGCUGUAUGGCGACAGGUUUUAUCAGUUCCAGUGCUCAGUAUGUACAAAGGGACCAGAGACCAUUCAGAGACUACCCAUGACCUGGAUGGAUUUGGCUCAUUUAGUGCUCUACCAUCUCUCGCUGUGCUGCAAGAGGAAAUACUUUGAUUUUGACCAUGAAAUACUGUCCUUCACCAAUGAGAAUUGGGACUCCUUGCUCCUAGGCGCGCUCUCUGACACGCCAAGGCAAGACCGCUGUCACAAUCUCCUCAACGCUCUGAACUCCCACAAGGACAGGUUUGUCUCUGGAAAAGAGAUAAAGAAGAAGAAGUGUCUUUUUGGGCUUCAGGUCCGAGCCCCGCCUCCUCUGACGUCUGAUUCGUCGCCCCUCAUCACGGACCCACCUAUCAACAUCACGCACCGGAGAAGCCCGUUGUCACUACCCUGCCAGAGGAGAGUGGGGGGGCCCGAGUCGCGUAAAUCAAAGCGUCGCAUCAUGGAGACACAGGUUUGUCCCCCACCAGUUGCUGCCAACCCCAUUGAGCUGCUGCCAUGUUGCCAGGGAUACAUGGGAGGGGCCAGCCUUUACAACUCCAGGAAGUCAGAGGAGGAGCUUAGUUUAAGCUCUCCUCCCAAGCGGAUGUAUGCCCUCUACCACACCACGUACAAUGGAAAUUCGUCACUCUCCAGGAGUCUUCAUCACUACAACAGCGCGGAGGACACCUGCAGAGUACCGCCACCUUGCUAUCCUUACCCCCUCAACUCCAAUGGCAGCCUUCACCACCACCCCUACCAGCAUCAAAACAACCACCAACACAACCACCAAAACCACCACCAACACAACAACCAGCAACACAACCACCAACACAGCAACCAGCACAGCCACCAACACCAGCCUGGACAGAAGCAGGUGGAGCCGGUCAUCCUACGUGACAUGCCCCCAUACCAGGCGGACUUGGGCGGAGGUGGUGGCGUAGGUGGAGGAGGAGGUGGAGCAGGGGGGGUUGUAGUUGGUGGUGCAGACGGGACAGUGGCCAGGAGCUGGGGAGGAGGGGAGGCAGUGAGGAUUUUGGCGAGGCGCGUCACACCAGACGGGAAGGUGCAGUACCUUGUGGAGUGGGAGAACGUGAAUCUGUACUGACACACAGAGAGUAAACACGAGACGCAGUGACUGUUUUGCCACAGGAAUACUCUCUAUGUGAUACAUGGCAGUGUUUGAAGUACAAACAAAACUAAAAAAGGACAAAAAAAAUCUCUACACGUUGCAAAUCCAGGUUGCUCUCAUAGGAUCACCUAUUCUACAGCAUUAUAAAUCACUACUCGUUACUAAAUGUCCCUUUUUGCUAGUGUUUCUCUGAUAUUUGUACUGUUAACUUUGGAAUAUGCCUUUGCAUUUAUCAUGUUUAACGGUGAUGAGGGAAGACAUUUAAACCUCUGGAGAAUUUGUGAAUGUGGAAAUCAAGAAGAGAAUAUCUUUAAUUGUAGUCAAAAUUUGGAUAUACCUCACGGGAUAAGCAACAGUUUAGUACAAGAAAUUAAAAGAAUUACUGCUUUUUCUUUGCUUUAUGUGAAAUAGUGGAUAUUUUCAGUGUUUCUAUUGCUAUACCUUUAUGGGAAUACACACCCUACUUUGCAUUAAACUAUAAUCAUUGAAAUGCUGAUUUUAAGACCAAAUUUAGUCGAGAACUCUUCUGAAUGAUUCUCAUCACCAAAUGAAUGAUUAGUGGGUACUUUAAAUGUGGAGAAAAUUGAAGAUUUAACUCCUUUGUUCUUUUUUAAUUGUUUUAUUUAACAACUUGCCACAGCAUUUGAUAUGGAUCUCGGGCUUGAGCAAGUGACAAAAGCCAGUAGAAAACACCAACUCGUGGAUAAAUGGCUCAUUCAAAAACUGAGGGUUAAUGUUAAAGAAAAUUAGCCCGGAAAAAUAAACGUUGAUGAAUUAUCCAUCAUCAGUUAGAGGCAUGACGACAGAUGGGUGGUGGCUCAUGACAAAAAGCAGUGACCUUUUAUUUGCCAUAUGGUAGUUUAAUGCCUUGCUUAAAGGCACAUUUAAAGCGAUGGUUAAUCCCAGCCCGGCUUCAUUAACAACAAAUUAUCUGGAGGUUUUUAUAUUAUUUCCUCAUCACCGUAUGUUAAUAAGAGAUUGUAUACAUGUUAUUACGGGGUUACUUAUUUUUUUUGUUAGAUUUUGUUACAUUAUUUACAUUUAGACUACUGUACGUAUUAGAUAUAGGAGCCUCAAGAGGGCUUUUGUUUUAUAGAUAGAAUUAUAUAUUCACAAUAUAUUGCUAUGAAUAACUUACUUUUAUUUUUUUGACGUGGUUGCAUAGUGCCUAAAUGGGUUGUGUACCUGCCGAUUGAUCUGCUGACCUUGGUCGACCAAUCAGCCGAGAGAUAGAUGAACGAGGCCAUAUUGCUACUAAACAAGAGGAUGGCUCUUUCUCAGCUGACAGAUACGACUUCAUGGGUAAACAAGGACCAGUUACGUAGUUGAGUCGUUUCUUUUUAUCAGAACAGGACUGUGAUGUUACUGUACAUUCCAAACAAACAAACAAACGAACAACUGAAGUCAUCAGAAUGGAGAUUAUUUUCAAAGAUUGCGUUCCUUUGUCUUGCUUUUUAUGGGUGUUGAGUGUUAUAAUGAUCAGCUAAAGGUCAAGUUCAGGUCCAGGUUUAGUUCGUAGGGCGUUCAGUCCUUGCGUUCAAAGUAACAGUACAGGUAAAGGAGACACUGACAGGCCCGACUCCUAACUCAAACCCAUAGUUUCUUCCAGGGUUUAUAACAGUCUAUAAUUGAAAAGGUACAACCUGACACUUAAGUACAAAUUCAUAAGUCAAAGCCUGACUUCUGCUCAGAUGUGCUUACAGAGGCAAAUGAGGUGCUGAAGUUGGAUUUUACAGGUUACAUAAAUCUAGAAUACUGUGGUGCAAGUUUCAGAGUUUAUAUUUUAUACAGAGGUUUAUUUCUGGAUCUGCUCAAUAAAACUUACACAACAUAUAUAUUUCAGUUUUAUCUUUCAGGAAAGACUAUUACAGGUUUGGUUGAAAAAGCAAAACAUGCAUUAAGCAUUUGUACUGUUAUAGUCAAACCAAUGCAAAACUCAGAUUUUAUUUAAAUGUCGACCUCUCUGUUAAACUAGUGCACAUUUCAGGACCGUGAAAUGAUGUUGAUUGCAACGUUCAUCCUCCUCAGUGACUAUUUGACUGUAGUUUAUUAGGAAGGGGUGUGUUGAACCUCUCUAGGCGAAGGUGAUGAAUGUAUUUGUGUGUUUUCUAUGGUAUGUCUAUACCCGUCAAGUGCUUGUUCUAGGUUGUACUCGAGGUGGAACCCAACCCGAUUUGUUAAAAACAAAAAAAGGGAGGAUGUAAAAACAUGAACAUUGAGGAACAUCAUUUACUUUGGUAGAGGUAGUCUUCUUUUUCUGAUUUGUAGUAAAGUCCAGGUUCAGUUUGAUGUAUUUUUGGAUAAAUUACGUUUGUUCAUGUAUACUCUGCGUUCACACCUACUAUGUAAAAUGAAUAAUAAAAAACGUUUCACCUCACGAAAAGUGUAUUUUUAAUCACCAGGUAAAACAGGGUAUCAUUAUCUCUAUAGUUGUAUUAUACACAGUCCACUUAUUCCUUUCAAUUUUCAACAGUACUAUAAUUUGAGCCAAGCACAAACCAGGAGCGUGAACUAUAACUUAACAAGGAAGGGAAGAAAUGUUUGUAGUAUAAAUGAAG